AGUUGUUUAUGAGUUGUUUUGUGUAUUUUUGAAAUUCGAUUCUCGAAAUGAAAUUCAAGUAUCAAAGCAAACACAAGUCUCUUCUUCUGUUUAAAUUCAAAUCAAUUAAACACAUUGCACGAGUUGUGGCGCGUGCAUUGGCUAAAUCCUUUUUCUAUUUGGGCGCACCUCCCAUCUGUCCGCGACAUCAAUUGUCGCUGCUGAGUCUUUAUCCCCAUUGCCCGUACAUUGGAUACUGUUUGUGCUAUCCAAUAUCAUCAUCAACAUCAUCUGGUCACCGAUAUGCUGGGCACUCUGUACUUUGUGCUCUAUGAGUUCCUCAGAUUCGUUUGCCCGUUGCGUAUCUUUCAUGACAUUGAGGAAAUGGAGCCGCAGCUGGACUUGAAGCACGGCGACAUCUGGUAUGAGAUAUGAGAUGGCUGCUCCUAAUUGAUUGAUGAUGUGACC
Drosophila albomicans is the source of this 447-nucleotide messenger RNA. RefSeq lists its product as uncharacterized. The record is from RefSeq and is a predicted model, not a curated record. Bases 48 to 314 code for a protein of 88 amino acids. Lineage: Eukaryota; Metazoa; Arthropoda; Insecta; Diptera; Drosophilidae. The transcript is spliced from 2 exons.